Messenger RNA from Megalobrama amblycephala (Wuchang bream), 822 nucleotides. RefSeq names its product trafficking protein particle complex subunit 2 (gene trappc2). Gene Ontology annotation, cellular component: cytoplasm; TRAPP complex; nucleus. The record is from RefSeq and is a predicted model, not a curated record. The transcript is spliced from 5 exons. Gene Ontology annotation, biological process: endoplasmic reticulum to Golgi vesicle-mediated transport. Lineage: Eukaryota; Metazoa; Chordata; Actinopteri; Cypriniformes; Xenocyprididae. Bases 179 to 601 code for a protein of 140 amino acids.
GGGCGGAAACGGGAACUCUGUCCACAAUACGCGACUGAUCCUCAUCGGCUGUCGUUAUUCUUCAUGUGAUUUAUAUGAUUAGUUAUUAAUUUAAAGGAGGUUUGUUGGUAGAAUGCGUAAUUUGUAAAGAAAACCGAACUGACGUCAUCAUUCCUGCGCUCUAAACUCUGAAUUCACAAUGUCGGGGAGUUUUUAUUUCGUCAUGGUGGGUCAUCAUGAUAACCCAGUGUUCGAGAUGGAGUUCCUCCCUCCUGGAAAGACAGAAUCAAAGGAUGAUCACAGACAUCUGAACCAGUUCAUCGCUCAUGCCGCUCUUGAUCUGGUGGAUGAGAACAUGUGGCAGUCCAGCAACAUGUACCUGAAGACUGUGGACAAAUUCAAUGAAUGGUUCGUCUCUGCCUUCGUCACCGCUGGUCAUAUGAGAUUUAUUAUGCUCCAUGAUGUUCGGCAAGAGGACGGAAUCAAGAACUUCUUUAAUGACGUCUAUGAUCUGUACAUCAAGUUUGCAAUGAAUCCCUUCUAUGAAUCCAACGCACCGAUACGCUCCACAGCUUUCGACAGGAAAGUGCAGUUUCUCGGGAAGAAGCAUCUCCUCAGCUGAUUCGUUUUCUACAUGUACUCUUGUUUUUUGCAUAAAUAUACAUAUUUCAUGUUUGAGUUGAUGGCGUCUUCACCUGCUACUGUACAACAAAUGCUGUUUGAAUGAAGAUCAUUUUUAAAGAAGGAACAGGAAUGUAAACGUACAUUAAUACAAAAAUCGCAUGAUGAAGAUUUCCAACACACUUGUAUAUUACUAAAUCAAAUAAACAAUUUCGACAAGUA